Messenger RNA from Sinocyclocheilus anshuiensis, 1024 nucleotides. It is a transcript of the gene siglec15l, whose product is annotated as sialic acid binding Ig-like lectin 15, like. Gene Ontology annotation, cellular component: plasma membrane. Bases 8 to 1024 code for a protein of 338 amino acids. The record is from RefSeq and is a predicted model, not a curated record. The transcript has 5 exons. NCBI's taxonomy places the organism in Eukaryota, Metazoa, Chordata, Actinopteri, Cypriniformes, Cyprinidae. Gene Ontology annotation, biological process: regulation of actin cytoskeleton organization; regulation of bone resorption; regulation of osteoclast development.
UCCCAGAAUGUUCUCUCCGAAGAUGCAGGAUUAUGUGUUUGGUUUGCUUUCUUUGAUUUGCAGUCUCAAAGGCCUAUCUUGUACACCAUGGACCAUGAAAGUACAGGAUCAGGUCAAUGGCACAUUGGGACAAAAUGUGAUUCUACCCUGCAUCUUCACACACCCAAAACAAAAUAGUUACACCGGUGACAUCAAUAUUAAAUGGAUGCAGGGCAAAAUACAUGAACCCAUUGUUCAGUGCACAUUUUAUAACAAGACAAAAGGACAAGACGGUAAAUGUAUUUAUUCAACAUCUUCAGAGCGACUCUUGCUUCAAGGUAACCACAGAAAUGGAGACAUUUCCUUAAGCAUCAAUAAUUUACAGUUUACUGAUGCCUCACAGUACACUUGUAGGGUGGAGCUGGAUUAUAAUCAAUUUAAUAAACACACAACGCUUAAUGUCAAUGCUCCAGCACAAAUUCUUAGCCUAUGCCUGGAUUUAGAUGUUCUGAAGGUGAGAUGCAUUGCCCAAGGGAAUCCAAUUCCAGAAGUAAAAUGGACCUCGUCAUCUGGACCGCUAGAACACUUUCCAAUCAAAACUGUCCACAGAGUCAUCAGCUCAGUUCCAUUCUCUGACCAGGACAUGUACACUUGCCAAGCUGUGAACUCGCUGGGCCAGGAUCAGAUAACAUUUCCACCAAACCAAAAUUCAAGUCUAAGUCUUUCGUUGAUGACUGGCAUUCUUGGGUGUUUGCUGUUGCUUGGGCUUGUAGCGUUCAUUUUGAAUGUGGUGAGAAGAAGACAAAGUGCACAGAGAGUCAUGCUACAGGAUAUGGGUGUACAGAGGGUUAAAACCUCUAUAUAUCAAGCUAAUGAGACAGUUUAUGCCAAUAUCAGCACUUGUCCAGCUGGUGAAACUAGACAAGUUGAUGUGUACUCAACAGGGGCACUGAGAGAGGAGGGAAAGGAGGAAAUGAUUCCCAGGGCCCAAAAAAAUCGGCCCUCGAGACCUCCAGGACCCCCACCAGUCAUUGGCGAAAAGUGA